Penicillium cataractarum is the source of this 1638-nucleotide messenger RNA. RefSeq lists its product as uncharacterized. Gene Ontology annotation, cellular component: membrane. Gene Ontology annotation, biological process: transmembrane transport. Lineage: Eukaryota; Fungi; Ascomycota; Eurotiomycetes; Eurotiales; Aspergillaceae. The record is from RefSeq and is a predicted model, not a curated record. Bases 1 to 1638 code for a protein of 545 amino acids. Gene Ontology annotation, molecular function: transmembrane transporter activity. The transcript is spliced from 5 exons.
AUGACCUCGCAAGACGACCAGGAAAAAGGUCCGGAGGUUAGCCUCGCGGCUGAUGAGAAGCCGAGUCAUGCGCAAAGGCCGGCAUGCUUUAGCUCGACUUUGCAGGAAUGUCUGUUCGUUUUGACUGCUACGAUGGCGAUUGGCCAGCAGUCUUUUUUCCAGGGCUGUAUCGUUGGUGUGACGGCAUCGAUUGGAUCGGAUUUGAAUAUGAAUUCGGCGGAAAUUACGUGGAUUAACGCUGGUGCCUCUCUCAGCAGCGGUGCUUUCCUCCUAACAUUCGGCAAACUAGCCGACAUGUUCGGCCGAAAAGCACUCUUCAUAAUCGGCAUGGCAGGCUUCACUCUCUCCCUACUAGUAGCCGGCUUCGCCACGAACGCCAUCUACAUGGACGUAUUCUCCGGAAUCCUAGGCCUCUUCGCAGCCGCCGUCGUACCACCGGCCGUCGGCGCAUUAGGCGCCGUCUACGAAAAGCCGUCUAAACGAAAGAACCGCGCCUUUGCGUGUUUCAGCGCGGGCAAUCCGCUCGGCUUCGUGGGUGGUAUGAUUAUUUCGGGGGUUGCGUCACAUGAGUAUAAUUGGCGGGCGUCUUUUUGGGCGUUGGCGGUUGUUUAUGCGAUUUUUACGGCGUUGACGGUUUGGACGGUGCCAGCGGAUGGGUUUGCGAGGACGCCGGUUAGUAUGGAUGUCAUUCGGAGGUUUGAUCUUUUGGGGACCGGGUUGGUUAUUGUUGGGUUUGCUUUCUUUUCGAGUUCGCUUUCAUUGGCUGGUGAUGCGCCUGAUGGAUGGAAGACGGGUUAUGUCCUUGCGCUUCUUAUUGUGGGCGUUUUCUUGCUCGCGGGAUUCUUGUAUUGGCAGUCUAUUGCUAAAGAACCCUUGAUGCCUUUGUGGGUUUGGAAAGAUCGCAAUUUCUCUUUGCUUAUGGCAACCUUCUGCCUUGGAUUCAUGGGCUUCUCAGCCGUCUCAUUCUACCUCUCACUCUACCUGCAAGAAGUCAAGCACCUCACAGCCCUCGACAUUACAGUCCGCCUCCUCCCUAUGGUUGUCAGUGGCGUUCUGGUCAACGUAAUCUGCGGCCUGGUCCUACACCGUGUCAGCAACAAGCUGCUCACUGGUAUCGGUGCCUUGGCAUACACUGCAUCAUUCCUGAUCCUGAGCUUCAUGAAAGAAGACGCCAUCUACUGGGCGUACAUCUUCCCGGCGCUGGUCCUCGUCGUGGUCGGUGCCGAUAUCCAAUUCAACGUUACGAACAUGUACGUCAUGUCUUCUCUCCCGCCAAAUCAACAAUCCAUUGCGGGUGGUAUCUUCAACACUGUCAGUAAACUCUGCAAUAACCUUGGUCUUGGUAUUGCGACCUCCGUCAAUAGCUCAGUAGCUAGUCAGAUGACUGCUUCCACGCCGGCUAUCCGGCCUUACUUGGCAGUCUAUUGGUUCGCCGCUGCUUGUGCUGGCUUAUCUGUGUUUAUGGUGCCUUUCUUGACGCUAGGCACGCAAGGUGGGGAUACAGGCCCGAAGAGUGAACAGACAGUCGUGGCGUCUGAUAACGAAGGAGAUGUUGGUGAGAAGAGGGCUGUUGAUGACUCUAUCAUGGAUGCGGAUACUCGCGUCGCAACGCCAGUCAUGGAACUCGAGAAAUCAUGA